AUGUACUCGGACCAGAUCUCCACCGGGCGCAAGCGGUCCAUCCACGACCGCCUUGACGGCGACCUCCCCGCCGGCACGGGCGCCGGCGGCGGUGUCCGUCACACGGUGUCCAAGAGGCAACGGCAGAUAGAUGAAAAAUGGAAGCAUGAUCUGUAUCGGGAAGAUGACGAACCAGCUUCAAAAUCAAUAGAUCCGAAGGAUUUGCGAUUGAAGCUUCAGAGGCGAAGUUCUCAACAAGGCUUUACCAGCACAAGGAGUUCUGGUGUUCGUGAUCUACGUGAGAAGCUAUCUGGUACAAUGCACCCACAGCCAUCAAAUGCUGAUCCUCCAAAGCGAAAGCCAGUGUCGGAGGUUGUUAACAUCUCAAGGCGUGAAACUGCUGAUGAAAUGCCUGCACGCCAAAGUAAGAAAGCACCAAAACAGACUUCAUCGAAGAAGACAUCUCAGCCAAAGGCUGAAAGUCCACUCGACAGUUUCCUGAGUUCCCUUGGGCUUGAGAAGUACUCGAUUACCUUCCAGGCAGAGGAGGUUGACAUGGCAGCCCUAAGGCAUAUGACGGACAGUGAUCUGAAAGCUUUGGGCAUUCCAAUGGGUCCUCGGAAGAAGAUUAUCCUUGCCUUGGAAUCGAGAGCAUAA
Miscanthus lutarioriparius is the source of this 636-nucleotide messenger RNA. Lineage: Eukaryota; Viridiplantae; Streptophyta; Magnoliopsida; Poales; Poaceae. The record is from the annotation of a GenBank genome assembly.